AACCAUCUUCCGGUGAGAAAAUGUUUCGUAUGCGAAGAGAAGGCUUGCAAUAAUAAAUAUUUUUCCAUCACAUAUUCAUGCACGAUGUCCCGCCACAGGGCUGUGCGUGGCAUGAACCUAGAUGAUGAGUACGAUGAUGAUGACGAGUACUAUGGCCAGUCUGUGGAGGACAACUUCUGUAUCUCCCCAGGGACAGCUGCUCAGUUCACAUUCAACCGCGGCCAGACCACGUUUGCCACGUACAUGGGCGGAGAUGAUGAGGUGGAGGGGGUGGAGAGUGACGACGACACUGGCCACCAGGGGGCGUCAUCAGGACAGACAGACAAGAAACUGAAUGAUGUUGAUCGAGCUAAACUAAACAGCUGUUUGGAGGAGGUCCAUAACAUACUGGGGGAGUCUCGCCCUGACUCAGUGUACACGGAGAUCAUCAUCAAACACAAGUUCAACCUGCAGGCUUCGCUGGAUGAGCUGCUGUCAAAGAAAGAAGCACCCAAGCCUCAGAGAGCACCACGACAAAAUCGACGGAACAAAUCUCAAGGCAUCACAAGUACAGAUGUACCCAUCCUGAAAGAUCCACCAUCAUUUUUCAAAUCCCAGAAUUCCAUUGGAAGUGCAACAAAUUCAAUUUCGAAGGUAACUGUCACUCCCAAGAAGGAACCUGUUAGAGGUUUUGAACCUGUGGUUGCCACGUCAACCAAGAGUGAUGACAGACUUGCCCCCCAGGUGGCCACAAGCUGUGAUAAUGUGACUGGUGGCCAGGGCGGAGCCGCGGCGAGUACGUCUGAGACAACGUCGGUAGAAUCAUCCACGUCGCUGGCGUCUAGUUCUACCUCCAGUCUUCCUACACCUAAGAAAGACCAAGCGUAUCGGCCGCCUUUACCGAAGUCAUCGUCUAAGAGUAAACAAAAAAUAAAUGUACAGGAAGAAUAUUCCAAACGUCAAGGUGACCUGGACCUGUUGAACCUGGUAGUGAUAGGUCAUGUGGAUGCGGGCAAGAGUACGCUGAUGGGGCACCUGCUGUACCAGCUGGGUUCCGUCCACAGGAAGGUCAUGCAUAAAUAUGAGCAGGAGUCCAAGAAGCUUGGCAAGGGGUCGUUUGCCUUCGCGUGGGUGCUUGACGAGACGGAGGAGGAGAGGACUCGUGGAGUUACCAUGGAUGUGGCCCAGACGAAGUUUCAGACACCGAAGAAAACUGUGACUCUCCUUGACGCUCCAGGCCACAAAGAUUUCAUUCCCAAUAUGAUCACCGGAGCUGCCCAAGCGGAUGUUGCUAUUUUAGUCAUCAACGCCACAAAGGGGGAGUUCGAGACUGGCUUUGAGACCGGGGGUCAAACCCGUGAACAUGCUCUACUAGCCAGAUCACUGGGUGUCACUCAAAUAAUAGUGGCUGUCAACAAGAUGGACACAGUCGAUUGGUCGGAGGAGAGGUAUAAUGAGGUGGUGAAGAAAAUCGGUCAGUUCCUCAAGCAGGCUGGCUUCCGGGAAGGGGACGUGUCGUUUGUGCCGUGCAGUGGUCUUGGCGGUGAGAAUCUCACCCAGACAGUGAAAGAGCCCAAGCUGGCUGCCUGGUACAAGGGGCCGACGCUAUCCGAGCAGAUUGAUAAGUUUAAGUCACUGGAGCGACCAAUAGACAAACCGUUCCGUCUGAAUGUCGGGGACGUGUUCAAAGGGCAGGGCACCGGCUUCAGGAUUUCGGGAAGAAUAGGCUCAGGCUACACCCAGCCGGGUGAUAGAGCAGUCGUCAUGCCCGGCAACAUCACCGCCACCGUCAGAAAUGUGUUUAUAGAUGAGAUGCCAGUUCAGGUGGCAUUUGCUGGUGACCAUGUGACCAUCUUGAUCAGUGGAAUAGACAUAGCCAAUGUAAAUAUAGGGAGUGUGUUGUGCGAUCCUGCCAACCCGGCCAAGUUUUCGACUCGAAUCCGUGCCAAGAUCGUUAUCUUCAGCCUGGAGGUGCCCAUCACACGGGGGUACCCGGUGGUGUUCCACUACCAGUCUGUCAAUGAGCCUGCUGUGAUAAGACGCCUCGUGGCUCAGCUCAACAAGAGUACCGGCGAGGUGGUGAAGAAGAAGCCAAGAUGCCUGGUGAAGAACACCAGUGCAGUGGUGGAAAUCGAACUGGAGAGGAACAUAUGUCUGGAGGAAUACAAAGACUUCAAGGACUUGGGGAGGUUCAUGUUGAGGUCAGGCGGAGCAACCAUCGCUGCUGGCUUGGUGGAGGAGAUUUUGCCUCCAAAGAUGAAAGAAGAUCAGUGAUGAGGUCUUCCAGAUAUUCAUGACUUGGUGCAAUUAUUGGAACUUUUAUGCAAAAUCUGGCUGGAAGGGAAUGUUGAGGAAGCACAUAUCUUGAUUCAAGCAUGAAUUUGUUCAUGAAAUGCGACCAUCAAAACCAACCAUUCAUAAAACCAUGUCAGGUGAUGGAUGAAGAAGACCGCAUGAUGGCAGAGUGGUGAAUGAAUCCGCUCUCCAGUGAGUGUACAAGGACGACUGGAGCUCAGUCGACAGCGUGAGGGGUGAUGGGUACCGAGACAAACACACGUCUGUGUCAUGAUUGUGAUGAAGCAGGAAAACAUGAAUAAUUGAAGCUGCUCAUGUCAGUCAGCGCUGCAUGGAGUGUUCAGUCAGCUCUAGAUGAACCACGGCAAAUACACUGCGUCCUGUCUAAGAUAGAUUGUCAACCCAGAUCUGUAGGGCGUUGUCUACACGGAUCCUGAUAAUCCUAAUUUAAUAUAUUAUCAAUUCUACCAUGAAUAUGGAAAAUACUUGAUUCUCAUUGGUCAAUCAGAGGUUUCAAAUCACAAUAACAAGCUGUGAUUAAAACCGUUGAUUUGACGUCUACAUCACUGCAUAAGCUAAUAUAUAUAUAAUAAAGACAUGUACUUCUUUCCCAAAAUAAAUCUACAGGUAACACAUGUAUCCCACAGUUCUGUUUCCAUAUUUAAUCAGUAUGACAUCAGGUAAUUUUAGCAUAAAAUGUGGAUUACAAAGACAGGCUGGGUACCCCAGAUUUCACUGUGCAAUGAACAACUGAUGUAACAGUUAAGUUCUAAGUCCCUAGGAGUGCUUAUUUCAGUUAUUGCUCUUGUGAGUAGCACAUUCUGUAGAUAUUUGCUUUGUUACAGACAAGUCCAGGGGCUUGUGGCCACAUGAUGUCAGUUGUCACGAGUUUGUAGCUAGUCCUGCGUGAUCGAGACAAAAAGGUUUACAUUAUCUGUCAAUUAUACUGUAAAUCUUGAUAUUAAUGCAAGCGUGAAUUAAAUGCGAAAAAUGCGAGUGGUCUUUGCUCGCAUUAUUAAACAUCGCAUUUAUAUCAACAAUAAGACAUUUUGAAUAGCAGAAAUACCAUCUUAGACAUACACUGAAAACAAACAACUAUGUAUUCCACAUCACUGUUUAUUGAGCAGCACUUGUUACAAGUAUAUAAACAAUGUCAUUCAAACACUAUUUACAUCCUGUGAAUUGUCACUGCUAGGGUCAAGACAAGCCUUUUACUCACUCAUGUCAUCACUGAUCACACCUGCAAGUCCAGACAGACGCCACCAAACACGGUGUCUUUGCUCUUUGUGCGACUGCAUCAAAGGCCGACACGAGCCAACGUGAUGUAUUGUUUUACAGAACUAAUUCAGAAUUAUUACCCUUAUAUGCUACUUGUCAAUGAAAGCUACCAUCACUGGAGUUUUACUUGUCCUCAGGACAAGUUAGGAGUCUCAGGUUUGCGGACUAGCGCACGUUUUGAAGGCUGACAUUUAACAUCUUAAGCAGGUACCUUGCCGUGGGUUAUUUGAGGAGACUGUGUUCAUGUGCACAGGGAUCCAGGUGUGUGAUGUUUUAUACUGUGGAGGCUGUUUUAUUGUUUUGUUAAGGAACUUAUUAUAUUUAUGAUGCUGAAUGUUGAAAUGAAUUCUGAGCAUAUACUGAAGAAUGUAGUUAUGUUAUUGAAAGUUAAAGCAAUUAUUGGAUUAUGCUUGACAGAAGAAAAAUCAUUGAGUGUGAUGAAUGAGACAGUGACUUUCUUCUCAACACCAUGUUUGAAUGUGAAGUGCUCAAAGCAGGACUCACAUCCUGCAGCAGUGUUAAAGCAGGACUCACAUCCUGCAACAGUGUGUUAAACCAGGGCUCACAUGCUGCAGCAUUGUGUUAAACCAGGGCUCACAUCCUGCAGCAUUGUGUUAAACCAGGGCUCACAUCCUGCAGCAGUGUGUUAAACCAGGGCUCACAUCCUGCAACAGUGUGUUAAACCAGGGCUCACAUCCUGCAACAGUGUGUUAAACCAGGGCUCACAUCCUGCAGCAGUGUGUUAAACCAGGGCUCACAUGCUGCAGCAUUGUGUUAAACCAGGGCUCACAUCCUGCAGCAUUGUGUUAAACCAGGGCUCACAUGCUGCAGCAGUGUGUUAAACCAGGGCUCACAUGCUGCAGCAGUGUGUUAAACCAGGGCUCACAUCCUGCAGCAGUGUGUUAUACCAGGGCUCAUAUCCUGCAACUAUGUGUUAAACCAAUCUUGUAGAGGGUGUCCUGUCCGUUUGUGUACAUCAAACCAGGGCUAUGUGUUUCUAUGUUUUAACAUGUCUGACUAUUCCAAAGGAAUAAAGAUUUCCAUGAACUA
Haliotis rufescens (red abalone) is the source of this 4602-nucleotide messenger RNA. RefSeq names its product HBS1-like protein. Bases 85 to 2253 code for a protein of 722 amino acids. The transcript has 17 exons. Gene Ontology annotation, biological process: translation. Lineage: Eukaryota; Metazoa; Mollusca; Gastropoda; Lepetellida; Haliotidae. The record is from RefSeq and is a predicted model, not a curated record. Gene Ontology annotation, molecular function: GTP binding; GTPase activity.